Molecule: messenger RNA, 855 nt
Organism: Alternaria rosae
Lineage: Eukaryota; Fungi; Ascomycota; Dothideomycetes; Pleosporales; Pleosporaceae
Product: Vps51/Vps67-domain-containing protein
Exons: 2
Coding region: 1-855 (284 amino acids)
Biological process (GO): Golgi organization; endocytic recycling; lysosomal transport
Cellular component (GO): EARP complex; GARP complex; membrane
Source: RefSeq, a predicted model, not a curated record
AUGUCUACGAUAGCCUCACCCCGCGCCAGUUCCUCGGUCCGCAGCCCCUCCUUGACCCGCACCUCAAUCGACAGCAGCUCGUCGCAUCGCCCACCCCCAGCCGCACGCCGAAACCGCGCUGCCCUUCGCGAGUUCUAUGGCCUCAAGAACGCGCCCCGCGACGCCACUCCAGAUGCCAGAAUAUCCGAAGAAUCUUCGAGAACACAGUUAGGGCCAGAAGAAGACGAGACCCUCACAGAGCUCGAUGCUGCGGAUUUCAAUGCAGAAGCCUUUGUAGAGGCAUUGCUCGCCAAAGAAGGACUGAAGGGCGUACUGAAGGUUGAGGCAGACUUGGUGUCUCCGGAGAUCUGGAAUGCUGAUAUUGAAACAGAGAUCAGAAAUCUAGAUAGCGACCGCAAGUCACUCGUCUACGACAACUAUUCCAAACUCCUCUCCGCAACAAGCACCAUCCGACGCAUGCGCGGAAACAUGGACCCCCUCGCGCCCACCACUCACACCCUCGGCCCUGCCAUCUCCCAUAUUGCCGAGACAGCCGCGUCCUUGUCAUCCUCGUUACAGGACAGCCACCAGUCCAAAGAACAGGGACUGGGCAUAAGCAUACGGGUCGAGCAGGACGACAAAGACAAAUCAAACACGGACAAGAAGCGGAGACAGCAGGAUACUGUAAGAUGGGUUCUGGACACACCACGGCGGCUGCAGGAUAUGGUAGACCAGGACCAAGAUGAGAAGGCGGAGAAAGAAUGGGAUGAGGUCAGGAGGAUAUUGGAUAAAUGGAAGGGCGUCGCUGGUGUACAGGAGCUAAGAGAGCAGUGCGAAGCUAUCAUGCGCGAGGAAGACUCGGAAGACUCCGAGUGA